Messenger RNA from Plasmodium vinckei vinckei, 846 nucleotides. RefSeq names its product fam-a protein. The record is from RefSeq and is a predicted model, not a curated record. The transcript is spliced from 6 exons. Bases 1 to 846 code for a protein of 281 amino acids. Lineage: Eukaryota; Apicomplexa; Aconoidasida; Haemosporida; Plasmodiidae.
AUGAACAAAUUUUAUAUCCAAAUCGUUUUUUUUCUUUUAAGCAUUUUCGUAUAUGUGAAUAAUAAAGCAUUUGCAACCGACCCUGCUCCAAUAAAACAUACAACCAAACCCAAAACUUAUUGUUCUACUCUAGAAGAAAUAUAUGAAAAAAACAAGCACCUAUUAUGUAGCAAUCCAGAAGAAACUACAAAAGCACAAGAACUUAUGACCGAGGCUGUAAAAUGUUUAGAAAAACAUGCUACAAGUAAAAAUGAUUAUACAUCUUAUAGAACAGAUCCUUCUCUUCGUAUCUCUUUAUAUAAAAAAAAGCAUAAAGACGAGACAGAUAUUGAAAAAGUUUUUUAUACAGAUUAUGAUCCCAAUAAGUAUGAUGAACUAAUAAACGAGAUAUGGGAUCCUAAACAUGAAAGUCCUUUCAAUAACGGCUCUGUUAAAAUUGUCCGUGUGUACGAUCCAAGUUUAGUAAUAAUACAACAACGUUACGACAAAAAAAUUCUAUCUCGUCAGAAAUAUUUUUAUGCUUUAGUCAAAAGAGCUCAAAUAUCGGAAAACAAAACUAUAAUUGUCAUGACUUCAGCAAAUAUAAAUGAUCACAACCCUUCCGAGGACGAGUAUCAAAACAAAAUAAUAGAAAACGCAAACUUAUUCAAAAUCGACAUUGAUUCUGAAGAUGAUAUUAGAAAUGGAACAUUAAAAAAAGCGUUUGUUAACAUAGCAGGAUACCUCAUUGAAAAAAAAAACGAUAAAUCUGAAAUCACCUAUAUCGAAUCUAUCGAUGGACAUGCUACCAUUUAUCAAGAAUUCAUUGUUGGAAAACUUUUUGAUUAUUAUUUCGUUCGUAAAUAA